AUGGCAUACUGGCCCAAUGGCAUACUGUCUCAAUGGCAUAGAGACCGAGCUCCUUCAUUCGCACCCAUAGCUUGCGAACCGCGAGUCAGCUCCAACUCCCUACCGACGAUGACGCUGGCGCUGCUAUGCCUGGUACUGAGGUCACUACGGGUGAUUGCACAGCCCGGGGUUACGCAGAAGAAGGGUGCAAUCGGCGGGAAGAAGAUGCCUGCCACCACCACAAAGAAUGAGGAUGGUACCGAGAAAAAGGACUCACAAGAAGAAGCGCAAACCCGACACUACCAACUUCCAGGCGUACAGAAGCAGACGCACUCUGACCGCCCAAUUCCCGAGACUGCAAUGUGCAUCAUGAACGACUUUACCAAGGGUUCCUCGUUCCUCGCCUACAUUACUACAUCGAGUCGCCGCUCUGGGCCGAGAUCCCUUCCACUGUCGCCUCCUCGCGUCCACGUUCCCCUGAUUCGCAAGCCCGGAAGCUCAACCUUGAUGAGUCGUCCGCCGCACACCCUCCGAGCUCUCAGGACCAGCGUACUCGUCGCGCUUCCUCACUCUCGCCAAUCCAGUCCAGCCCACCUUGAUGAUCUACGCCAUGGCGUGGAAUAG
This is a messenger RNA of Aureobasidium pullulans EXF-150, 603 nucleotides long. RefSeq lists its product as uncharacterized. The record is from RefSeq and is a predicted model, not a curated record. NCBI's taxonomy places the organism in Eukaryota, Fungi, Ascomycota, Dothideomycetes, Dothideales, Saccotheciaceae. The coding region runs from base 1 to 603 and encodes 200 amino acids. The transcript is spliced from 2 exons.